AUGCUGACGCAUUCGGAAAUGCCUCGCGUGCCGGUGGGCGCGCUCGCUCUGACGGCCGGAUGCGCGACGGGCUUCGCCGCCGUCCACAUCGCGCUCGAACGCGCGUGCGGACGCCACUACGAGUGCGAUGCAUCGCACCCGACGCUCUCCAUGACCCUGCGACACUCGGACGUGAGGCGAACGGUCGUGCCGUUACUUCUGGCGAGCGCCGCGUGCCUACUGAUGGCGGACUGCGCGCUGUGGGCCACGUGCGUCUCGGACCCCCGGGGCGGCGGUCUCGUCUCGACGCACGCCGCGCUCCUCGCUGGGAUCGCCUCGCUGCCCGCGAUGGUGCUCACGAUCGACAAGGACCCCAGGGGGCAGGCGCAUCUGGACGCCGCGGUGGCGUGGUCGGCGCUGCGGAUGGUCCAGGGCGCUCUGGCGCUGCCAGCCGUGUGGCUGUGCACCAGGGGAAGCGCCCCGUUCGCGGUGGUCAACGCGGGGCGCUCGGUGCUCGCGGUCAGCUUAAUGUGCGUGGGCGCCAAGCUGUGCGCGGACGCGCCGAGUGGAGACAUGGAUGGUGAGUUACAGUUUGUCGCGGUGAGAGCUGUCCUGGCGUUUCACCUCAGCCUUUUGCCCGAGGUGGCGGGAACCAGACUCGUGUUGUUUGGAGGCGGCGCCGGCGGUAGGAGAAGUUGUGCGAGUAUAGAAGCCAGCACUAGGUACAUACCGGGGUGGAAUAAGGACGCGGGGGGUUCCUACUCGGUCAGGGACGAGGACGCGUCUGGUUAG
Micromonas commoda is the source of this 771-nucleotide messenger RNA. Its product is annotated as copper/zinc superoxide dismutase. The transcript has a single exon. NCBI's taxonomy places the organism in Eukaryota, Viridiplantae, Chlorophyta, Mamiellophyceae, Mamiellales, Mamiellaceae. The coding region runs from base 1 to 771 and encodes 256 amino acids. The record is from RefSeq and is a predicted model, not a curated record.